AGCCGUGUGGGCUGUGAUCAAAUUGGACCCGACAAAGUGAUGUCUUAUGUGUUGUUUGAAGUGGUGAUUCCUACUGAAAAGGAACAAGCUAAAGCGGUACUUGCAGAUUUAUCAGUUGACAACAAAGAUAGAUUAUCAAUUAAGUUUAAAAAAGCCACAGAUGAAACUGAUAUAUCACAAGAAAAUGUGCAAACCAUUAGAUUAGCUGAUCUUAUUGAUUCUGAGAAAAAAAAAUCAAAAGAUGAAUUGAAAAUUGAAGACAAUGAUAAGGGAAACGACAGCCCAAAAAUAUUAGUUAAAAAUGGAAGUGCAGUUGACCAAGAAGACCUAAUCACCCUAAGUAAAAGCAAAUCUGAUGCAAAAAGUGUUAAGGAGAAAGAUGAAAAGAAAUAUGAAGAUGUUGAAUGGGAUUUUGAAGAAGAGACAUCUGGAAAACAAGAUGCAGAUAUUGAUUCAGAGAAAAAUGUGAAUUUUGAUCUCGGAGAUAAUGAAGAGGUGACUAAUGAUAAGCAAACAGAUGGCACGAACGAUGAUACUUUUGGAGCUGAAGACAAUACUACUGCAGCUGAAGACGAUAUUUCUGCAGCUGAAGAUGAUACUUCUUUAGUCGAAAGCUAUACUACUGCAGCUGAAAACAUUUCUUCUGCGACAAAAGAUGAAAGGAGACCUUCGUUAGAAACCCAAUCAAGUUUAGUGGUACUUGUACCCAAAUACACAGCAUUAGAGUUUGUGAAAAGAGCAAUAGAAGAUUUAGAAAUAGAAGAUUGUGCAUGGACAAAAAGUGAUGAUAAUAGAUAUUACAAGAUAACAUUUAUAGAGGAAUCAGGAAGUAGAUGUGAACAUAUAUUAAGACGUUUACAAACAGCUGGUGUUGGACAGUUAGAUGGUUCUUCAAUCAGUGUCAUCCCACUUAGCAUCCUCAUUAACAAGCACACACUAAAAUCUUUAUGUAAUGAUGAAGAGAAUGAUAAGGAUAAGGAUGAAAGUGAGGAUGAUGGCCAGAGAGAAAAGAAAGUUUCAUUUGAUGAAAAUGAAGGUUCUGGCAAGGGAACAGAAGAAAAGAACAAAGAGAAAGAAGAGAAAGAUAAGAAGGAAAAAGAGAGUGAAUUUAACAAGGAAUUUAAAAAGUCCAUUAAAUCACGAUUAGUUGUAGAUCAGGUUGUACAGUCAGUAAGAAACAAUGCUCUCUUUACGUUUGAUUAUAUGAUAUUAGUACUUCUUGCCAGUCUUAUUGCUGCUACUGGUUUAGUGGAGAACAGUUCUGUAGUUAUAGUAGCUAGUAUGCUUAUUUCACCAUUAAUGGGUCCAAUAUUAGCUAUAGUAUUUGGAAUUGUAAUUAGAAAUGGAUCAUUAUGGAAGCUUGGUUUAAGAACUGAACUGAUUGGUCUUCUCAUGUGUAUUAUAAUUGGUUUUGUAUUUGGUCUUGUUCCAGGUGGAAUGUCAUUAAAUGGUGCUAACUGGGGUAGUACUGAUGAUUUUCCAACCAUAGAAAUGUCUUCCAGGGGUGUGCCACGUAGUUUAGGUAUUGGUUUGUUAAUAGCAUUACCAUCGGGUGCUGGGGUAGCAUUGUCUGUAUUAGGUGGUAAUAUGGGAUCAUUGGUUGGUGUAGCUAUAUCUGCUUCUCUUCUACCACCUAUUGUUAAUGCUGGUGUUUUCUGGGCUUUAAGUUUUUUAUCUUUAAUACAUCCUCUUCAAACAAUACCAAAUAAAUUUGUAGAAGUGAAUGUCAAUAUUACAGCAAAUGCUACAUCUAUGAAUGCUACAGAUAUGAUUAACACAACAAACACAUUAUUGGUUGCUCAACGUAUGUGUCCAGAGUUUGUAGAUAAUACUUACAUUCCAACCUUUUAUUGUGAGAUGUGGAAAGAAGCAGCUAUUUUAGGAUUAAUAAGUCUCAUUUUGGCUAUUCUCAAUAUACUAUGUAUAAUAUUGAUGGGUGUAGGCGUUUUAAAGCUUAAAGAAGUGGCUCCUAUGCCUGCAACUCCACCAUCAUUGAAAAAUUUCUUCCACACAGACAUAACAAUAGCUAGAAAGUCUUAUAUGACUCAUAAGAAGAACACAAAUGAAUCAAGGGAAUUAUGUCAACAGUUAAUGCAAGAAAGAAUGAAACAUGAGAAAGCAAAAAUAGUAAAGAGAAAAAAAGAGAAGGAAGGAGAAACAUCAGAUGAUGAAGAUGCUGAAGAAGACAGGGUAUAUAGAACUGUUACAGAAACAAUUCGUGAUGUAUGUGAAAGUCCUGAUGUACAAGACUUUAUAACUUUUACAAAUAGCAGCAGGAGGAAUAUAGCAGAUAAUUAUAUACAUAAAGAUUUGAGAGGCAAAGUCAGAUUUAAACCUACAUUAGAACCUAUAUCGUCACAAGUUGAUAUGUUUGUACCAGCUAGAAGAACAUCUGGUCCUGAAAAACCUAUCCAGCAACGUAAAUAUGAAGUGUCCACAUACAAAGAUGAGUCGACUAAAACUGAAGUAAUUGAAGAAGACAAUAAAAUAGAAGAACCAGAACAAUCGCUAGAAACAGACCAAAAAUUUAAUUCAGCGAACGAUUUACAACACUUGAAAGAUUUUGACAAAUUUAUGGAACAGACUAAAAAAGGUGACUCAGAUAAGCUAGCAGUGACCCCUUCAAAAUCCAAUGAUAGUUUAACAAACGCUGAAAAUAUUUCAACAGAUAUCGCUAACAAUGAGAUCACAGAUGAUCAGGAUACCAAAGAAGAUGAUGUUACAAAAACUUUGCUAAAAAAAAAAAAUAUUGAAAAUUGAUUUUUAUAUUUCUAAUUAAUGGUUAUAUACACCAUGUUCAUGCUAUGCAGCAUGUAAUUAUAUAUUUUUUACCGUUAAUCUUUAAGAUUUACUUCUAUGGUUUAUAUUAAGUCAAAAUGUAUUUUGUCAGGUAUAUCAUAUCACAUGACUAAAUCUAAAGUAAUUAGUGGGAUAAUUAAUAGAAACUUUAAUUUGCUAACUAUAGAUUUUUAAAAUUUUCGGUAUUUGGGCUGUGUAUCAGUAUGAAGUCAAAUUAAUUUGUUUUGUAUUUGUUUAUUUAUUGUUAAGUUAUUGCCCACUUGAAUUUUAAAAUGAUUUAUUUGAAUUGAUUUAUAAUAUAUAAGCUGUAUAUUUGAUCAAAAUGUAAAUUAUAUUUGUAUUAAAAAAAAUUGCAGGGUUUCAGGGAAUGGAUUAUUAAUAUGUAUAGAAGGCUAUAUAUUAUAAAAUGUAUAUAAUGUUGUUGUUAUAUUUGUAUUAUCAAAAUAUGUCUCAAUCAGUUACUGACUGACUGAUUAUGUAUGUGAUAGAUUUAAACAUGUUCAUGUUAUGUUAAACCACAAAGGUACAACCAUAUUUAAAAUGUAUAGCUCUCUGAUUUUGAAAACUAGUUAAGUCACAGAAACAGAUCAUGAACUAAACUGCUAACAUAUAAAAUCUAAAUUAAUUUUAAAAAUAUGUCUGAUCAUGUCUAAACCUAAAUUCCUGAUCAAAGUCUAUAGAUAUUAAUGCAUUUUCAGUGCACAAGAGCUAAAUGAAAUGAAGUAACUAUAUAUGUGGUGCAAUAAUUAACUUUGCUUGCAACAAGUAUAUUUGUACAUCCUGUGUUUUUCUACUGACCAACUCAAUCAUGAGUGGUCUUAGGUCAGAAGGUCUGUCAUCGAUUUAAGUGUUGUGUUGUGGUUUCUAUCCCACAUUUGUAUGUGAAAGGGUAUAGAGUGCCUGCCUAACCUUUUCAAUGGUUGCCUCACAUUCAGGAUAAAAGAAAACGUGUACACAGGUGAAUUAUGGCAAUAAUGAUAUAUUUGUUGAUAACAACAAGCAACCACAAAUCUUAGCUAGUUUUCAAUAUUAGACAGCAAUACUUAUUGAAUAGGGUACUACAAUAUAAUAAAAGAUUAUAAUUAGCGAAUAAAUUCCAGAUUUCUUCAGGUUACUUACUUCUACCUCUAAUAUUCAUUGUAUAUAUUUAGAAUGUGUAGACCAAUUUUGUACUACGAUUAUCCAAACUGUCCAGAUUUAUACUUGUGUUAAAAUUAUCAAAACAGUCCAGAUUUAUAAUUGUAGACCAAUUUAGCGCUAAAAUUAUUAAAAUUUAUACUUGUAGAAAAACAAUAAUGUUUCAUAUUCAUGCAUGUUUAUAGACUGUUGACUAUAGUUAAUUGAGAACUCCAACCAUUGCCAUUUGUUUUCAUUUUAUUCAUUUUGUUGCAUUAAAAUAUUUUUUUAGAAAAACAAAUUAUUUCAAUUUAAAUUAGUAUUUAAUGUUGAUCACUAUUUGUAAACAAAUCCAUGUGUUCUUGAUAUAAUAGCUGCUAUCUCUGCACACAUUGUAAAUUGUAAACACUGCCCUGUGUGAGUAUACGGAAGUCUUUGACUAAAUUAGGAUGUGCUGAAUUAUAAACUGAGGAUAUUAUCACAACUUGCAAGACUUUGUCUGUUUCAUAUUGUCACAACUGGUGUUUUAAUUUGCUACUUAAAGUCAAAAUCAUUUGUAUUCUUGGUUGAAGCAUAUUUAUAUGCCCCAAUUUUUAUGUAAAUGUAUAUUGUCAUUGCCCCUGCCCGUCUCUCCAUUCACAUUUUGUUUGUAGACACACUACAGGUAACAAUUUUUAUCCAAUUUUGACGAAGCUUGAAAUAUUGGUUUAUAUCCCAAAUAUCUUGGUUACUUUCGAGUUUUGAUAUUGGUAUGUAUCGGACCAUAACUUGCUGCAUUAUAUGGCCCCUGUUUGUAUGUAAAAUUGCAUUUUUAGCUUGUGGAUCAUCUGGAGGUCACAAUUUUUAUCUGAUUUUAAUGAAACUUAAAAUAUCUCAGUUCCUUUGUAUAUUAACACAUGUCGAACUGUAACAUCCUGUAUUAUGGCACCUUAUUGUACGUAAUCGCUUUUAUAGCUUGUUCUCUGUCCCUCUCUUACAGAAUGUAGGCAUAUUUUGAAUGGCAAACAAGUGUUGAAACUAUUUUAACAUUAGAUAAUGAAUAAACUAUAUAUACCAGUAAACAAAUGGCAAUGACUGGAGUUCUUCUUGAAGUGAUAAAUAUUUAUGUAUUAUUUGUUUAUAUAUUAGCUUUUUUUAUUAUUUGUUAUUGUUGAUUUUUGUUAUGUAAAGGGUCACACCAGAGGAUUUGUCAAAAUUGACCAUUAGACACUAUAGUUUAAUACUGGAAUAUUAUUCCGGAUAGUUUUUAAAUAUAUUUGGCAUUCAAACAUAGAUCUUACAGUAUAAGUUAUUGUUUCCAAGACAUUACAUAAUAGCAAUAAUUUGUUCUUAACUUGUAUUGGGAAUAUGUGUUUUACAGUUAUGAAAGAUGCAUUAUGUAAGAGCUAAAUCUGCCUAUUGCAGGUUUUUAUUUUCGGUUCAAAUGUUGUAUAAACUAUUAUUUAGAGAUUUAAUCACAUGACAAGCUUAUCAUCAACUCGCUAGACCAUCAGAUCGGAUGGCCGUGAUUUACAUGGAUUAGAACAAAUUUAACAAUAAAAUGGAUGAUUGAGACUUAGUCUUGGUUGUCAAGUACUGUUGCUACAAUAAUAAACAAUAUAUGCUACAUUUUUAAACAGUCAUAACUUCACUCAGAAUAAAGAAAUUUGAAUGAAAUUUUCAAUAUAUUCAUUUUUCAUUAUUUAUUUUGAACUAUUAUAGUUAGAAUGCCUAGCUCUUUAUAUAAAUCUUACAUAAUGCAUCUUUAAAUACCUAUUAUCUCAUUAUUAGUUUAUAAAUAUCAGCGAUUUUAGUCCAACUGGUUAGAAUUGGAAACAAAUCAGAUAUUAUGUUAUUUACCUUCAUUAAUUGUUCUCCUGGUUAAAUUAGUGCCCAAAGUAAUUCCCAUAUAUAAUUCUCUGAUUUUAAAUUUUGUUUAUAAUAGCAACGACUUAAUUUUUGUCUUUUAUUUAUAUGCUCAUUCAUAUUUUAUAUUAUUUAAUACUGCUCAUUGGUUUAUUUAUACAUUUUAAAAAAAAUAUGUUAUUUAUAAUUCAUUUUAUGCAAGUCAUGAUUUACAAGUUGGUUUACUUGACUUAUCCAUAGUGUGUAUUCUGUUUGUUAUUGUCUCUCACCUUUUGAAGAGUGUAUUCUAUUUGUUUUGUCUCUCACCGUUUGAAGAAAGCUCUUUUUCAUUAUUAGUACAUACACUUUAGAUUUAUUCUAAUCAAUUUUUAAAUACCAGACACAAGAGUCAACUGUUAAUUAAUAAUUUUGUUUUAAUUUAUAAUUUUGUUUUACUAUAUUAUUAGAUAUUAGCAGGGUGUUCUUAAUUGUUUUGUUUUUUAUACGCCCACAUUUUCAUGUGGACAUAUUAUGCCAUCGCCCCUGUCUGUCUGUCCACAAUUUGUUUGUGGACACUCCACAGGUCGCAAUUUUUAUCCGAUUUUGACGAAACUUGAAAUACAGGUCUAUCUCUCAAAGAUCUCGGUUCCUUUCAAUAUUGGCAUAUAUCGGACCAUAACUUCAUGGAUUAUGGCCCCUGAUUAUUUGAAAAAUCAAGUUUUUAGAUUGUGGACACUCUAGAGGUCACAAUUUUCAUCUAAUUUUUAUGAGACUUGAAAUGCAUGUUUAUAACCCAAAUUUCUUGGUUCCUUUUAAUCCUUUCAAUAUUUGCAUAACUUCAUGAAUUAUGGCCCCUGAUUGUACGAAAAAUCAGGUUUUUAGCUUAUGGUCCCUCUAGAGGCCACAAUUAUUGUCUGAUUUAUGAAAGCGUUUGAAUGUAUCGACGUUGCGCCAUAUUGUCGGUUGAGUUUGAAUUUCAUGAAAAUCGGACAAAAACUGCCUGACAAAAUGGCCGAUUCUCGUAUGCAAAUAGUGUAAAUAUAUGGUAUAUGAAGGUUGUGAACUCUCUAGAGGCCACAAUUUUGAUCCGUUUUUGACGAAACUAUAUAUUUAUGUUUAUAUCACAAAGAUCUUGGUUCCUUUCAAUAAUCGUGCAUAUCCAAACACUACUUCCUGGAUUUUGUCCCCUGAUUGUUCGCAAAAUCGCAUUUUUAGCUUGCAGACCAGCUAGAAGCCACAAUUUGUAUUCAAUUUUAAAAAACGCUUAAAUAUAUCACCAUUACUCAUCAAUGAAGGUUGAGUCCGAAUUUCGUAAAAAUAUGACCCAAACUUGCAAAAUGUGGGCGUAUCAUGCCUGGUAACUGCUGUUUUUUUUUUUGUGUGCAUUUUGCUUUGAUUCUAUCUAGUCCUUUAUUUUAAGUAUGAAGCUUAGUGCCUUUUAAUAUUGUAUAUAUGCCUAUUAUAUUACCUCAGUUCAAUAUUCACCCAAAAUAAUAAUAUAACAAUUAUAUAUUUAUAGUUUCAUUCUUUACUAAACAUUACAAGGUUCUCAGUGUACAUUAUUUUUAUCUAAUGAAUAAUGUAUAUCCUUGUCUUUUAAAGAACCACACUGACAUUUGCUAAAAUAAAAUUUUCUAACAAA
Molecule: messenger RNA, 7381 nt
Organism: Patella vulgata (common limpet)
Lineage: Eukaryota; Metazoa; Mollusca; Gastropoda; Patellidae
Exons: 19
Coding region: 40-2760 (906 amino acids)
Source: RefSeq, a predicted model, not a curated record